Annulohypoxylon maeteangense is the source of this 1925-nucleotide messenger RNA. RefSeq lists its product as uncharacterized. Bases 555 to 1346 code for a protein of 263 amino acids. The transcript has a single exon. Lineage: Eukaryota; Fungi; Ascomycota; Sordariomycetes; Xylariales; Hypoxylaceae. The record is from RefSeq and is a predicted model, not a curated record.
AUGUAUUUCGAAUUCAACAGACGAUCUAGUCAGCGGGUAUAUUACAAAAGAAAGCCCUCUCGCCCCCAUUCCACUUUCAGUUCUCCGGAAGCUUCAUCUUGAAUUCAUAUUCAUCAUUUCCACUCAAACCUCAUCAUUCCCCAGAGACCCCAGAGACCACGGUACCUAGUAACUAGUAUACCAGCAUAUAAUACUUCAACUGACAUUGAGAUCGUGGCACGGCGCCCUACCAACGCAGCACUUAACAACUCCACACCGCAAGCCUCGAAAUUUCGCAAAGGCGGUCGGUAUAGGGUACCACGUUCUUUGUACCUUUGUACCUUUUGAAGAGCCCCCCAUCCCCCGGUCCCCACUACGCCUGCCGAAAAAAAGUUCAACGAUCGUAAUUGCACAUAAAAGAGAAGCCUUCGCUGUUCGGUCAUUGCCUCUCCUACCCUUGGCCGGAUAUCGGUGCCUGACUCACACAACACAACAAAAAAAUAAUAUUGCAACCUAUUGCACCAUUAUCAUACAAAACGAACACACAGACGCUGACAAGCAUCAUAUCAUACAAAAUGGUUUCCACAACCUCACCGUCACCUUUUCACCCUACUUCCCAUCACCCAUACACACAAUCAACCUCAUCACCACUGAGAAAGAAGAUGUCCGUUACCCAGACUUACUUUCUCGCUCACAAGGCACGGGCUAAGCUUUCCAAUGAAGCUGCCCGACCUGACCACAACCUUCGUCUCCUUGUUGGUCACGCCAACUUACUGGACUCAUUAAUGCUCGACCUUGCCGAGGCCGAACAAGAACAAGAGAGCUGGUUCAACCAAUCCGUCCGAGGAGCCGCACCCAAGACCGAAGAGAGGCACGUGCAAUGGGCCGACAGCACUGCCAUGGAGGACGACUGGGAAGCGGACUCCUCCGACUCGGACAGCGACACGGAAGACGAGGACGAAGAUGUGGAGAUGGUAGAUGCGGCACCGCUACGACGGAUACCUUCCAACGUCGUAGUACCGCCAUCUCCCCAAUUAUACACGAUGGACGAGGAUGAUGACGACUUUGAGGACGACGACGAAGACUACGACGCUUUGACACUCACACGAUCACCAUCACACCUGAUAACAUCACCUCCCGAGCUAGAGCACGACUCCGACUCAUCAGAAGACGAGGCAAUGCCUCCUUCACCACCAGCCGCAUCUAUACCUACAUUCUCAGAUAAGCAGAAGGAAACCACAGUCACGACGAAGUACUACGAUCCGAGGCAAGACGAAGAAGACAGCAAGGCAGAUUUCUACAACGAUGGAUACUACUUACCGCCGCGAAAUACGGGAAGAAUAGUAUCCGCGAUAUCGGUUUACUAGGAGGACUGUCUUAAUACUUGUUGAUCUUUCACGGCUUGCAUCAGCGUCGGGUCUUGUUUGACAUAAUGUGAUUUCUUCAUCUGCAUCUGGGUGGCGUUUCAAAAUACCAAUAGCGGCAUGGCAUUUUAAAGCGCGAGCGACUUCAUUUGAUUUCUUUUUCUUUUUUUACUUUGUUCAUUUGUGUCAAUACGACUACGACUACCUGAGGAGGAGGAAGGGGAAAAGACGGGUAUCACCGCAACCUAGAACGAGACUAGGUAAUCGCAUCUGGGAGCAUAUGUCACCGCUCACAAGUUAUUUUCUAUUGGAGGACUAUUGAAAGGGUACUACCGAAAGCGGUAAACAUCAGGACUGGAGUGGACUAGCGGGGCUUGUUUUCGCUCCCUGGUUUUUAACCCACGCAUAAAAAAAUAUGCUGGGUUCAAAACUCAAAGGUCGAGUGGAACACAACAUACAAUACAUGUUGGCCUCGCUUCACCGAAUUUCAAUUGCUACAUAGCGAAGGCUAUCACAUACUGCACGCACACAGACGCAGUCGAAGCCCAUCAAUUAAAAAUACAAUACAAAGAAUUAGUCAAA